AUGCACCACAAAUAUAUCACACCAGUCGCAUUUGCAGCCGAGUACGCCUAUCCAAUCAAGCACAUUUUGGCGAACGUUUUACCGAUUACUCUGCCUCUGUACCUUAAAGGUGCGCACGGCCUCUCCAUUAUGGCAUUUGUCACCUUCGAGUUUUGGGAGGCUGCCGCACACCACAGUGGAUAUGACUUUUUGAAACUACCGCCGGCCGAGCUGCACGAUUUGCAUCAUGGGAAGUUUCGUGUCAACUAUGGAACCAUUGGCUUGAUGGACUGGAUCCACGGGACCGAUGUCGUGGGGUGGGACCGGCCGAAGACGCGAAAUGAGUGGAUGUGA
This is a messenger RNA of Penicillium subrubescens, 333 nucleotides long. RefSeq names its product sterol desaturase family protein. Gene Ontology annotation, molecular function: iron ion binding; C-4 methylsterol oxidase activity. The transcript has a single exon. The coding region runs from base 1 to 333 and encodes 110 amino acids. The record is from RefSeq and is a predicted model, not a curated record. Gene Ontology annotation, biological process: ergosterol biosynthetic process. NCBI's taxonomy places the organism in Eukaryota, Fungi, Ascomycota, Eurotiomycetes, Eurotiales, Aspergillaceae.